AUGGGCGAUGGUGGCGGUGUUGGCGGUGGUGUUGCUGGUGAUGUCGAAAUGGUGGAAGAAGAUGAUGAGCAGCAACACGGUGUUGGUGGUGGUGGUGGUGGUGCGGUCGUGUUGCAAGAGGACGACGAUGACGAUGGCACGACGAUCGUCAUGGAUGCGGCCUCCGUUGCGGCAGUUCAGGCCGGGGAGAUGGUGAUCGAUGGUGAUACCGUCGGGGGAAAUGGUGACGACGCGGACGGUGUCAUCAUCGAUACGGGUACCGACGAUGAGGAGGAGUUACUUUUGCACCAUCAUCAUCAGCAUCACCAUCAUCAUCACCAGGGGAAUCCUCAUGAUCAUGAGGUGCUGCAUCAUCAUCAUCACCAGCUGCAUCAUCACUCGCUGGAAGUGGAUGAAGAUCAGCAACAUCACCAUCAGCAUCAUCAUAACCAGCGAGUGGUGGAGGAAUGCCAAGACGGGGACGAUGAUCCUUCCGAAGGACAGUUGCAUCACCAGCACCACCACCAUCACGUGCAUCACGUGGUGGAGGAAGCGGAAGAGCUUGACGAUGUGGAAGAACUGGAGCACGAGGAAAUCGUUCAACAGUUUAACGGUGCCACGAUCGUCACCGUCACAACGGCCAGCGGGUUCGGGGGUGGUGGUAGUAGUGGUAAUGCUGGUGGUGGAGGGGGAGGAAGUGGAAGUGGUGGUACAACUGUCGUUGGGCUUCCCCGACGUGCCACGGUGCGUUCCGGUGGCAGCGGAAUCAGCUUCGUCACGGCGGAUAUGCUUCCGGCGAGCGUCGUCGGAGGAGGACGUAGGAGAAUCUCCGGCCGGACCGCAACGAUCGUAUCGAGCGAUGGAGGAGGCGGUGGGGAUAGUCUGGGGUCGUGUGAAGUCGGUGACGUUAUCAUCACUUCUGGCGAUGAUACGGUGGCGGGGGGCGGAGGCGCUAGCAACAAAGCCGACGAUGAAGAUGCAACAGCGGUAGGAGGGUCCACCGGCGAUGGCGAUGGGGAAGGAGGAGGGGUAGUGGUGGGGGGAGAAGGCACCACCGAAGAGGAAGUCGGUGGCGGUGGUAACGCUGGCGAUCAUGCCGGUUUACCAUCGUCUUACAAACAUUUCUUCAUUCUCUAA
Molecule: messenger RNA, 1116 nt
Organism: Anopheles coustani
Lineage: Eukaryota; Metazoa; Arthropoda; Insecta; Diptera; Culicidae
Product: AT-rich interactive domain-containing protein 1B-like
Exons: 1
Coding region: 1-1116 (371 amino acids)
Source: RefSeq, a predicted model, not a curated record